Molecule: messenger RNA, 1820 nt
Organism: Beta vulgaris subsp. vulgaris (sugar beet)
Lineage: Eukaryota; Viridiplantae; Streptophyta; Magnoliopsida; Caryophyllales; Amaranthaceae
Product: protein NRT1/ PTR FAMILY 5.8
Exons: 4
Coding region: 153-1781 (542 amino acids)
Biological process (GO): transmembrane transport
Cellular component (GO): membrane
Molecular function (GO): transmembrane transporter activity
Source: RefSeq, a predicted model, not a curated record
AAAAGAGUAACAAUAUUUCCACGAAAUAUAAACAUUUGGGGAGAUCAUCAUGAAAGUGGUGCAACCAAUAAGGGCCUCUUUAGUUAUUAAUCGGAGGCUUUUGGUAAAUCUCACUUCAUAAUUACUUUUUUCUCUUUAAUUUAUCUCUUUCCAUGGCAGGAGGACAUAGACCUAAAGUCCUCAACAAACCAUGUAUCUUGCUUAUAGUGAUUGCUGGAAUGGAGAGAUUUGCAUUUAAAGGGGUGGCAUCAAACUUAGUGAUAUAUCUUACUGAUGUUGUUAAUAUGAGCAAUUCUGCGGCAGCUAAAACUGUAAAUAGUUGGUGUGGUUUUACAUCCAUUAUGCCACUCUUGGUGGCUCCCCUUGCUGAUUCUUUAUGGGAUCACUAUUCUACCAUAUUGGCUGCAUCUUUUUUCUAUAUUCUGGGCCUUGCAUCACUAACAUCAACUACAUUUGAAUGGGCAUGGCCAGUGAACAAGAACAUAUCAAAUACCUUUAUGUUUUGGUCACUCUGUUUGAUAUCACUUGGCCAAGGAGGUUACAACCCUUCUCUGCAAGCCUUUGGAGGAGAUCAACUUGGAGAGGAAGAAGAUUUGCCUUCUAACCAAACUGACCUUAAGACCUCCAGUAAAAGGACUACUUUCUUCACUUGGUGGUACUUUGGUGUGUGCAGUGGUAGCCUCUUGGGAGUAUCUAUCAUGUCAUACAUCCAAGACACUCUAGGCUGGUCUCUAGGGUUUGCAAUCCCUACUAUGGUCAUGAUCGCAUCUAUCAUCUUAUUUUCUUGCGGUACCAGGUGCUAUGCAUUUAAUUUCGCUAAUGAUCAGAAGCUUGAUAAUCACAGUCCGCUCACGAAUAUCACUAAUGGUCUUAAGACUGCUAUAUCAAGGGUGUUCAACUGUGGCAUCGGUGAAUCCCAUCGCAAAGUCAAUGCUCCAGAGUUGGAAAACGAUACUUAUUUAUCCUCUCUACCUUCAAGGCUGCAGGAGAAUCAACUCUCGUGCCAAAAGCUAGUAGGAAGCAUGGAGCCUGGUGAGAGACAAAGUAAAAGCACAUGUCUUUCUGAUAAUGCUAAAGUAACACUAAGGCUCUUACCUAUAUGGACCAUGUUGCUGUUGUUUGCCGUGAUCUUCCAACAACCAGCCACAUUCUUCACCAAACAAGGCAUGACAAUGAGACGGAACAUUGGAACCAAGUUCAAGAUCCCACCAGCAACUCUGCAAGGAGCCAUUACUGUCUCAAUUAUCAUCCUAAUGCCUUUCUAUGACAGGGUUCUUGUCCCCUGUACACAAUUAAUCACAAGAAAUGAGAAGGGCAUAACCGUCCUACAGAGAAUGGGUGUUGGAAUGGUCCUUUCCAUCAUUGCCAUGGUAAUUGCCGCGUUGGUAGAAGAAAAGAGACUCAAGAAUCCAUCCUUGAGCAUAUUUUGGUUGCUACCACAAUACAUAUUACUAGGGAUAUCAGACAUCUUUACAGUUGUGGGAAUGCAGGAAUUCUUCUAUGGUGAAGUUCCCGUAAAGAUGAGGACAAUGGGAAUAGCCUUGUACACUAGUGUGUUUGGAGUAGGCAGUUUCCUCAGUGCCAUAAUGAUAGCUUUGAUUGAGGUCUUCACGACUAGGGGAGGAAAUCAGAGUUGGUUCUCUGAUGAUAUGAUGAAAGCAAGGUUAGAUAAGUAUUAUUGGCUUCUAGCCAUAUUAAGUUCGUUUAGUUUGCUCAUAUACAUAGUAUUGUGUAAAUUUCACAAGAGUAGGAGUGACUUAGCUAAUGAAAAUGAUGCAUAAAGUUGAAAGUUAUGAUUUAUGCAUUUUUCUUAUAUUCAA